Messenger RNA from Parus major (Great Tit), 3671 nucleotides. RefSeq names its product pygopus family PHD finger 1 (gene PYGO1). The coding region runs from base 52 to 1308 and encodes 418 amino acids. The record is from RefSeq and is a predicted model, not a curated record. The transcript has 3 exons. NCBI's taxonomy places the organism in Eukaryota, Metazoa, Chordata, Aves, Passeriformes, Paridae.
UCAAAGAGCCCCGAUUCUUGCCGCCCUGGGAGCCAUGCGCUGCUGUCUGUAAUGUCAGCGGAACAGGAGAAGGACCCCAUCGCGCUGAAGAGAUCCCGAGGUGGUGACAGUGGAUUGGAUGGGUUAGGAGGACCAGGAGUUCAGCUUGGAAGCCCUGAUAAGAAAAAGCGCAAAGCAAAUACACAGGGGUCAUCAUUUCCUCCUCCAUCUGAAUAUGCUCCACCACCGAACCCAAGUUCUGACCACCUUGUAGCUGCAAAUCCAUUUGAUGACAACUAUAAUACUGUGUCUUAUAAACCACUUCCUUCAGGAAAUCCAUAUUUUAGUAAUCCUGGUUAUCCUGGCUUUGGAGGCUAUAACACUUUCAGAAUGCCACCUCACAUGCUGCCCAGAGUGUCCUCACCAUAUGGUGGUUCUUACUCCCUCAGAAAUCAGCCACAUCCUCUUCCCCAAAACCCUGUUGGCAUGGGUUUUAGCCGACCCCACUCUUUCAGCUUUGGUCCGCAUGAUAAUCCAGGUUUUGGGAAUCAACCGCCAUAUAGCAGUGGUCAGAUGAAUCAAAAUGUCAAUAUGCCUGCUCAACAUUUCAGGCCAAAUCCUGGGGAGAACUUUGGCCAUUCAGGUCAGAUACCUCACCCUGAUGUGCCAACUAACUUUGGUCCUGGAAACAAUCCAAAUUUUCCAAAUUCUCAGCUAGAAUCAAACCAUUCUUUUGUUCCUCCACCAAACACGUACAACCAGACAAAAUCAUCAGCACAAAAGCAAGACUUUAGUCAAGGUGCAAGCAAAGCAUCCAGCCAGAACACUGCUGCUCAUCAGCAUCAUCAUAGGACAGAGGACGUUGUGAGUCAAGGUAACAGUGAACUGAAAAACGUUACUCGAAACAAUGUGGUAAAUCAGGACAACAGCCAUUCUAACAGUGCUGAUAACACCAAUGCUGGCCACUCAAAUGGGACUCAGAGCAAGUCCCGCCAGCCUCGAGGUACUGCUGAAGGGUGCAACUCUGAAAAGAGCAGCAAAACACCCCUCCAUCCCAGUCGGCAUGGACACUCGUCCUCUGAACCCGUCUACCCAUGUGGAAUUUGUACACAUGAAGUCAAUGAUGACCAGGAUGCCAUCCUGUGUGAAGCCUCUUGUCAAAAAUGGUUCCAUCGGAUCUGUACAGGCAUGACAGAGUCAGCCUAUGGCCUUCUCACGGCAGAGGCAUCGGCAGUGUGGGGCUGUGACACUUGCAUGGCAGACAAGGAUGUGCAGUUAAUGCGCACGAGAGAGACUGCAGGACCACCUGCACUGAACACAGAGGGCUGACAGCCUGAGUGGGUGCUAGUGGAGCAAAUACUUGCUAUGAAAAUUCGGUUACAAAUUGGGUACUUCACUUUCUGCAGACAAUCAGUUGUGUUUGAUUGCUGUCAUCUUUUUUUCCCUAAUCUGUUUUCAUUCAUAAACUUCCAUCUCAGCUUUUGUACUCUUAGUUUUAUGUGUGCAAAUGUUUUACAAGAUGGAAUAUUUUUUGUUUCUGAUUAAACUGUAACUGACAAUUGAUCGGAAGUAGGAUGGCAUUGACAAUAUUAUUGAAGGAAAAAAUGUGCCUGUGUGAAUAGCCCUAAUUUGCUAGUGUGUAUUAAUGUGUUAACUAACGCUAGCAUUUAGUGCUUGGUUUUAAUGGUACUAUAUUUGCAAGUACUCAUUACUUUGUUUUUUUCUUUUGGCGUGAAUGUCUGUUAUUGAUGUUCUUGAUAGCCUUUCUUUGAAUAUAGUAGAGAUGACAUGGAGGAAUGUGCAGUACUAAUAGUUGUUAUUUUAGGGUAAAUACAGAGAAUUUUGUAUAUGCUUUUUCCUAUUUUUGAAGCAAAGCAUUAAUGUGCUAUUCGAAAAUCAUGAAUUCAUGCUUAGUAACAUAAUGAAAGCCACUAACUAUUACAUAUUUCUGUUUCCUUGAAAAGGCAAUAAUCUCUUGACUUCUCAGCAAUUACUUGCUGAAGGCUCUUUAUAGGUCUUGCAUUAUUUGGAAAUUGUUGUGAAAUGGGAUUAAAUUGGAAAAAGAACAUAUUGAGUUUAUGAAGUCUACUGCUUUAAAUCUAGAGAAUGCCAAAACUAAGGUUACACAUGUAACCUUAAUUCAUUUAUCUCGAGGACAUACCUUGGGAUACAGUCUUUGCAUCUGUCACGGUUGUGCAGUCACGCACCUCUCUCUCAUUCUUUCUCACUGAUGGUUCCAGUCUCCUGCCUCAGUGCUGCCUGAGAAUUGUGGAUGAAAUAGUGCACGGAAAAUCCUGCCCAGUUUCUAAGGCUGGCAGCUCCAGCCUGCUCAGUCACCCUGAGCUUACACAGUCCACUUGGCAUGAAGGAGGGAGCAAGGCAAUGGAGUGUGCUCUGCACAGGCUCUGAAUUGCAUGAUAAUUUGGCUAGCAAAGUUUUGAAACUAAAUUCCCACCACUGCCUAUGGCCAGAGGGGGUGGGAAAUCUAAGGUGAGGAAAGAAAAUACAGCUGUCAUAUCAGGUGAGUUUAGUUCACAUCAGAACUAAGUAGUCAGAACUUUAUCUCCUUUGAUAAACCUGAUAUCCUGCUAACAAAUAUGAAUGGCACUAGAGCUUCAUAUGUGAUGCUAAGAAAUUCUAUUUUAAUAAGGGUGAUUUGAUCUUAUUCUUGAUCUUAAAAAUAACUCCCCCUUUUUUUUAAAUGUUGGGAAGCAUCCAGCCUUGAACACUUCAGCCUUAGCAGUGUGAUGAAGUUGCAUGUGCAAUUGAAAAAGUUUAUUUUGAGAGAAAUGUUUUGAAUUAAUAAAAGGAGGCACUGUGAUAACAGAUUCUGCUUGGAAUAUGUACCACUGUGCUGGAAGCAGUCUAUAAACAGCAAUUAAAUCAUAUGUCAAGCUUACAGGUACUAGUCAUGGUAAUGACUUUUAAUGUGAUAAAUUUUUCAGAUCUGUGAUGAUGAGUAAUAUAGGAGUUUAUAGAGAAUACAGUAAUCUAAUAAAGAGGUAGUUUUUAUGGUAAGCCAUGCUAAUGAGUGAAAGUAAGGCCUGUUUGAUAGUUCACUAUUGUGUUUGAUUUUAAAUGGGCUCUACUGUGUACAUUCCUGGAAGAUACUGUGCAAAUCUACACAAUUUGUUUUAUUUCAAAAGUGAAAAGUUUUGCUGUAUAAGUGCAGUAUUACCCUACCUUUUGUUUUGGUUUCUUUUUUUUGUUUGUUUUUUGUUUGUUUUGUUGUUGUUUGUUUGUUUUUGGCUUGCCUCUCAUCAGGAAAAAGAAAAUAAUGUCUAAAGUCUGACAUAUUUCGUAUCUUUAAAAUUUUCCUGUAUGGGGAUAUAAAGUGUAAGAUAGAUCCAGAGCUUCUGUUUUCAUCACUGGUUGCUUUAAUUUAGUACAUAAACUAGACUUAAUCGUGUGUUUUUUAGAGGUGUGAUUUUAAAAUCACCAACAAAAAGCCAAACAAGCAACAACCUCUGUUAGAGAGAUUUAUUCUUCAGUAGUUUUCCUAAUGACUGACAGACUGUUUGAAUUUGCUUUUGGUAUCUGAAGUAGUAAUUAAACCAAACCUUGUUUAGAUAGAUUUGUUCCUCUGGGAAUCAGUUUAAUCUCUGCAACAAUUAGCACUGUGAACAUAAUGGAGCUGGUUCACACCUACAAUAAUGUAAAUGAAAUAAAAAUUUUGCUCAGUGAAAAUUCAA